Molecule: messenger RNA, 2386 nt
Organism: Amphibalanus amphitrite
Lineage: Eukaryota; Metazoa; Arthropoda; Thecostraca; Balanomorpha; Balanidae
Exons: 2
Coding region: 232-1794 (520 amino acids)
Source: RefSeq, a predicted model, not a curated record
AGCUCCGACCCAACGAACUCUUGUGGAGUAAGUCCGAUUUCAUUUUAAUUCACAAUUCAUCUCCACAUCAUGUCUUUAAAUGUACUAUGCCUGGCAACAGAUUUGACAUAGUCAGAGCGACAUUCAUUAUAUUACUGCGACAUUCAUUAUAACACUCAUCCAAGAAGCAUCAUAACUCUGCUCUUAUCAGACCCCAGUCAGAUAUGAUUCUCGUGAAUCAGGAAUUUAAUUAUGUUAGUACUUGAUGCCAUUUCGGAGCCAGUGCCCCACAGGCUGGUGCGCGUAACAGGGGCAGUCCGCCACUGGACCUGCCAGCAGGCACAUCAUGUGAACAUUGGUGGUCUGCUAUUUCCUGUCUAUGGCCAGCAGUUCAUUGGCUGGCUGGUGCUUGUGCCUGGCUGUCAGGAAGUGACUUUGUCUGUGGACUGUGACCAGUGUCGGCUGCACUGUCAGAGAUCAGUGAGACUGCUGUGCAGGCCAGUAAAUGGGCCACAUUGUGUGCAGCCCACCCUUCUGGUGUGUGCCAAUGAGGAUGGCUCGGUGCCAGCGCCGCCGGGUGAGGACGGCAGCAGGGCGAGCGCCGCUCGCCGCCUCUGGCUUGGCUGUCUGCUGCUGCAGGCGCUGAUCGCCGACAAACUUCGCGAGCACUUCCCCGGACGACCGGCACGCACGUUCGCCCUGCGCGACACAGUGCUGACACAACGCCUCCGCCUGACCCGCGCCGAGGCACAACGCCUCGAGCCCCGCCAGCUGUGGAGCCGCGUCGCCGCCGAGCUGCGCAACACCCGCAUCGACCUGGCGACCACCAAGGUGCUGGGGUUCCUCGCAGGCCCCGCCCUGGACGGAGGUCACGUGUGGCAGGGCGGCGGCGGCCUGGCGCUGUGUUCGGCCGCCUGUCUCUUCAGCUGGCCGCGAUCGGUGCCCGAGAUCGUGCCGCGGUUCUGUGACGGCCGCGCGGCGCCAGAGUGGGCCGAUACCUCCGGCCGCGGCACGCGCUGGGCCUGCCUGAGCACCACGCUGGGCGCCGCCGCGCACGAGCUCUGUCACGCGCUGGACCUGGGCCACGCUGAGCACGGUCUGAUGGGCCGCGCCUACGACGAGCUGUGGCGGUACUGCGUGCUGAGUACGGAGGGCGCCACGGGAGGACUACGUCGGCCGCCACCGGAGCUGCCAACAGUGCCCGGUGUGCCGGCCGGCCACCGCUGCGACGCCGACUGCCACUCGUGUGCGGCGCCCUGCCCGCCGGCCACCAGCGACCUGACGUUCCUGGACGCCGCCAGCGCGGCGUUACUCUAUCACCACGCCUGGUGCGGCGCUGCCGAGGGUAACGACGGACCAGGGACUGUGCAGAUCUCUCCGCAACUGGAGGUUGUGUCGUCUCGGCCGUUGCGCGUGGUGGUGUGCAGAACGGCGGACGAAGAGGCAAAACUUGUGGGACUUUGGACACUGAGUGGAGAGGACUACAGGCUGGACUUAGGUCCAUGGUUUCGUGGUGUUGUGGUGGACUUGCGUGAAGCUAAGUCGGCCAAUAUCGGCAGGAAUACAAAACCAACUUCACCAGACGUUUUGGAAGAAAAACUUGAGAAACCUUCCAGCAAUCUGUCAGACACAGGUGUGUGGAAACAGGAUGUGACUACCGAUAUAGAUCUUCCAUCGGGACGUCAACAACGCUGGUCAUCUGGACAAGAGGUGGGAGACUUUCUGGGUCAUAGUGUUGUAGAGGUUGUUCAAGAGUUUUUGAUUCUUGUUGAAAAUGACAAUGGGGGUCUCGCAAAGCGUGUUUAUCGGCUAUAAACGGUUCUUUCUGAACCAUCGGUACUAGAGUAAAAGAAGCUGCAUUGUGUCUCUCGCUAUACAGAGUGCUAGUCUGCAGAAAGUCUAGUCCGCAGCGUUUGUCUGAAGUCAAGCUGGUUCGUGUGAGGACUUCAUAUUCCAUAGCGUUAUGCGGUAACAAGGGAAACUCUGAAUUUACCUAUGAAUUGUGUUACUAUGUAGUGUGUUGGUAUUAAGUUUUGAAUAAUCAUGUCUUAGUUGCAAAUCCCCUUCUAAAUGAAAUCAUUCCGUUUCUAUGGAUUCCUUCACGUUUGUGUUAUUAGCAAUCGUAUUACAAUUUAGUCUAAUCACUGACGAACUGUCGGGCUGUGCAGUGUACCAUGUGCAUUUUUAUGUAUCCUAGCUCGCCUUCCUGUGGUAAGAUUUCGCCGUAUCUACAUUUAUUCUCAGUGCGAUGGUUCAUGGGUGAUGAUGUAUUGGAAUGCAACGUUGGGGUGCAAUAUUUGUUCGUCAUUGAUUGUAUUGAGUGCAUGCAGCUGACCGAGUUUGUCAUUUGUAGUGGGCAGUGGCUAUAGGAUCAUAUUUGCCCAUUUGUAAGAAUCUUAACCCAUUA